AUGUGUGCUAUUGGUGCUGUGAUCGCCCCUGUGGGACCGACCGUCGUCCCGACUAGCCGAGUUUAUAAAAAACAGAGGAAGCGCACGCUGUUUGUCGUGCUGAAAAUGGGGCCCAAUGACGCUGCAAAAAGCCAGAUUCUAGGGGAACCGGAUCUGUGCCGUUUCAGUGUGCACGGCAUCUCUAACAAGAACUAACUCAAGUUAUGGGGGUGGUGGCCAGCCUCAUGAAGCCAUUGUAGUCUCCAUUUAACUGCCAGAAUACUCCGUUUCUUCUAACAUCUGAACCAUUCCUAUUUUCAGAAGACUCGAUGAACAGCUCGUCUUCUGGAGCGAUAUUACACUCAACAGAGACGCCGAUCAUUAUUCCCUCCAUCAAACAGCUACCUCUCGAUGUCAAACUCACAGUGGUCGCCUACUGCUAUAUACUACCAGUGAUAUGUGUGGUCGGAAUAAUCGGGAAUGCCAUGAAUGUGGUCACGCUUGCCAGCAGAAAACUACGAGCAGUCUCUUAUAUGUAUCUACGGGCCUUGGCAAUAGCAGACUUAUUGUGCAUGUUGUUCGUCCUAUCAUUCGUAUCUUGUGAAGUUCUAGUCUACAAUGGAUACUCAUUGAAUGGGUCAUAUUGGUAUGGAUUCUAUCAGUCACAUAUCAUCUUAUCAUUUAUUAACUGGGCGUUAGCAACGGGUGUUUUUAUCGUGGUAGCGUUGAGUCUGGAGCGAUACGUAUCCAUCGUUUUCCCCAUGCACUUCCGGCAAUGGAACUCUCCAUCGCGAGCGAGAAGAGCAAUUUGCGCGGCCUACAUGAUUCCAGCAAUGUUUUACCUGCCUUAUGCAGUCGGCCGAUAUUCGGUUGAGACCAAAACGAUGUCCGAUGGAACUGUCGUGUAUAUGCAAAGCGACAGUGACAUAUCAAAAACACUAUACUGGCAAGUGAGUACCCUAGGGAAUCGCGAUGACUAGAUUUUCGGCGUCAUUUAUUCAACUGUGUAAUUCUUCUUUGCAGAUCUACAAAUGGAGCCGAGAAGCGUUCUUGAGAUUCCUCCCAAUUAUUGUCCUAACAAUCCUCAACGCUCAGAUAAUGAUGGCUUUCAGAAAGAGACAACAAAUGUUUGCUCGACUGAAGAACAGAGACCAAAACAGUCAAGUGCGUGACGAUACCCUUCUUUACAUCUUAGGCGGAAUUGUGGCCAUGUUUUUUGUUUGCAACAUUCCAGCAGCCAUAAAUCUAUUAUUCAUCAAUGAGACGGUCAAAAAGCGAGUGGACUAUCAAAUAUUUCGGGCCAUCGCCAACCUUCUGGAGAUCACAAAUCAUGCCGCUCAGUUUUAUAUUUUCUGUGUAUGCUCAACAGACUACCGGGCCACCUUUCUACUAAAGUUUCCCUGCUUUAAAGUGAGUGCUAUAUCUAAACAAAUGCAAAUAAUAAGUGGAUCUCAUUCUAACAUCACUUUUUAGGCUUACUACACUAAUCGCGAGAAACUGCGGUCUUUCAUCAGAAGGCCUCAGGCCAAAAACGACAACGGAAAAAGCGCGCCCCCUCCGAGUAUGGCCAUGGGAAUCUCAUCGAUAAAGCGCAGCAGUACUUUGGAAGGGACCACAUGUCAACACAAAGAACCCGAGACUGUCGACAUCCACCUGGCUAGCGGAGAGGAUGACAUUAGCGACGAGGCGGACAGCCUGCUCAACGAUGAGAACAAGAACAAAGAAAGCACUUAUCUCUGA
Bursaphelenchus xylophilus (pine wood nematode) is the source of this 1719-nucleotide messenger RNA. The record is from the annotation of a GenBank genome assembly. Lineage: Eukaryota; Metazoa; Nematoda; Chromadorea; Rhabditida; Aphelenchoididae.